GGUGUUUUGUGUAUUUGUUAAGUUUUUAUAUUUAUUCUUUGUUGUUGUUGUUAUUAUCAUCUGAUAUCCAGUGUAUUUGAGUGUUUUUUUACGUGCGUGUUAAUAUUGAAAAAUUAUUGAUUUUUUCUGAUAUUUAUAAAUCAUCAUUAUCGUUAUUUCAUUAACGAAACAAUGCAAGCCAUCAAAUGUGUUGUCGUCGGUGAUGGUGCCGUCGGUAAAACAUGUCUUUUAAUUAGCUAUACAACCAAUGCAUUUCCGGGUGAAUAUAUUCCCACUGUAUUUGAUAAUUAUUCGGCCAAUGUUAUGGUCGAUGGUAAACCAAUUAAUCUAGGCCUUUGGGAUACGGCCGGACAAGAAGAUUAUGAUCGUUUACGACCAUUAUCAUAUCCACAAACGGAUGUUUUCUUAAUUUGUUUUUCACUUGUAAAUCCAGCUUCAUUCGAAAAUGUUCGAGCAAAGUGGUAUCCAGAAGUAAGCCAUCACUGCCCAAAUACACCAAUCAUACUUGUUGGAACAAAAUUGGAUCUAAGAGAUGAUCCACGUACAAAUGAAAAACUAAAAGAACGUAAAUUAGCACCAAUAACCUAUCCACAAGGUUUAGGUAUGGCCAAAGAAAUUGGUGCUGUUAAAUAUUUAGAAUGUUCAGCAUUAACACAAAAAGGUUUAAAAAAUGUAUUUGAUGAAUCAAUAAGGGCGGUAUUAUGUCCACAACCAAAACCAAAACGUAAUAGGCAUCGUUGUAAUAUUCUUUAAAUCAGUGAAGAGAAAAUGAUUGCAAAAAAGUAAUGAUUGAAUUUUCAAAGAAUAACUAACGAAAGCGCAUUUUAUCAUCAUUUUUUUACAUCCAAAAAACGACAAAACUCCAUCCAAUUGAAAAAAGCAAAAAACAGCCUCACAACAAAACAUCAACG
Molecule: messenger RNA, 911 nt
Organism: Dermatophagoides pteronyssinus (European house dust mite)
Lineage: Eukaryota; Metazoa; Arthropoda; Arachnida; Sarcoptiformes; Pyroglyphidae
Product: ras-related C3 botulinum toxin substrate 1
Biological process (GO): small GTPase-mediated signal transduction
Molecular function (GO): GTPase activity; GTP binding
Source: RefSeq, a predicted model, not a curated record